AGGAACGCAGUAAGAUAUAUUAAUCGGCUUAUACUCAGCAAUGAUGAUACAAGUACUUAAAAAUAUUGAAUACUAUAACGGUAGUUAACAAAAAACUGUAAUCUUUGUUUCCUGACUAUACAAAUAAUUCUUUCACAUUUUCUUUAGAAAUUAUACAGAACAAGCGGAUUUGAACACUAGACUGCAGUAGAUAUCAAAUCUCAUCAAAGCCGACAAAGGAUGAGAAAAUGAGAAAAAUGUCAUGUUGCUACAGCAGGUGGAACACCAAAUCUACUAUAGAAUUAAUGAUGCGACAUCGUAACCCUUGGUAACAGUCGAUAUAUCAGACUUAAAAGAUCCUCGUUACAUUACUUCAAAGAAAUGUUGGCAAACAUCUUCUGAAGUUAGUAAACAUGGUGAAACGAAUGUUUGAGAAGCCGCGGCGACCUGACUUACUGAUGGGAACACAAGAAUUUCCUUCUGCUACAGUAAUUCCUCCAAUUUCGAAUAUAGAUUGUCUGACUGACAAGCAGGGAAAAGAACCAACUCCUCCUCGUAAAGCUAAAACAUUUCCAGGAGUGACUUCACGCAAUCCUCUGAGACCAUUCUCUGGAGAAAUGCCAAGGAAACCAUACAAGUUUACUACCCUUCCACCCAUCUCACAAAUUGAUUUCCUUUCCGGUGCAAGUGCGUCUGUCAGUGGCAAAGACGACUACAAGAACGAUAAAAUUCCCAUAUCAAAUGUACCUUGUCUUAACCGUGGUGAAGCUGAUCUUAAAUACGAAGAUUUUAACGAUAUUUUGCCUUCUGGUAGGGUGGCAAAGAAAUGCCACGGAAUUAAACCUGCAGACACUGAGUACAUCAAGUUGUGUAAAAUGAAUGGCAGAAAAAAUCUGUUGAAGGAACAGGAGAUUUUGAACAAAGCUAUUGGCCAAACAAACCUGGAAUAUAUGUCUACAAACAAACGUACUAUUCUGCGCUCUCCUGACGAGGAGUGGAUCCCUUCAGACUGGGUGAAAUUUAAAGUCUACGGACUGAAGGGGCAACUCCGUUAAAUCAUUAACACGCCAUGACGAAAUCAAAGAGGGAAUGAAAACAUCAUUAUCCUGAUUCAUGCAUGUUACGAUUUGACACUGUGAAAAUCUGAGGGUAGUCGUUCACCAUGCAAUUGCGAGUAAGGCAAAACUGAUUCGUGCUUGUAAUGUAGCGAGUGCCGUGGUAUACGAAAGAUCAGAAUACAUGAACUGUAAUCAGAUAAAGGAAAAUUUUUGAGCAGACAAAAAAGCGAUAGCAAUGAUAAACUCGGCCUAGAACAAAAAUUCAAUAGACGAAAAGUCAGCUAUAGUCCGGGAAAAGAAAUUAUAUUAAAGUGCACUUUCGUUGUGUGUCGAUUUGUUACUAUUAUUGUUUGCAAUUGUAAUACUAAUACAAAUGUCGAUCAAUAAAUGAUGAAUUAACGCCGGAUCUAU
This is a messenger RNA of Dendronephthya gigantea, 1448 nucleotides long. RefSeq lists its product as uncharacterized. The record is from RefSeq and is a predicted model, not a curated record. The transcript is spliced from 2 exons. NCBI's taxonomy places the organism in Eukaryota, Metazoa, Cnidaria, Anthozoa, Malacalcyonacea, Nephtheidae. The coding region runs from base 393 to 1034 and encodes 213 amino acids.